Messenger RNA from Candida tropicalis MYA-3404, 321 nucleotides. It is a transcript of the gene SMD3, whose product is annotated as mRNA splicing protein. The record is from RefSeq and is a predicted model, not a curated record. Gene Ontology annotation, biological process: spliceosomal snRNP assembly; RNA processing. The transcript has a single exon. Bases 1 to 321 code for a protein of 106 amino acids. Lineage: Eukaryota; Fungi; Ascomycota; Pichiomycetes; Serinales; Debaryomycetaceae. Gene Ontology annotation, cellular component: precatalytic spliceosome; commitment complex; spliceosomal tri-snRNP complex. Gene Ontology annotation, molecular function: RNA binding.
AUGUCAGCAGGUAUACCAGUAAGACUAUUAAAUGAAGCUCAAGGACAUGUGAUAUCAAUAGAGUUGACCAAUGGCGAUACUUACAGAGGCAAAUUACUAGAAAAUGAAGAUAACAUGAACCUCUCACUAUAUGAAGCAACAGUAACCAAAGGUAAAUCAGGACUGGUAGAACAUAUGGACCAAGUAUUUAUUCGUGGGUCAAUGAUACGAUUUGUUUCCGUACCUGAUAUUUUAAAGAAUGCUCCUAUGUUUUUUAUGAAACCUGGUGACAAACCAAAACCACCAAUCAGAGGUCCACCACCAAAGAGAAAGAGAGUAUAG